Teleopsis dalmanni is the source of this 1624-nucleotide messenger RNA. Its product is annotated as general transcription factor IIE subunit 1-like. Gene Ontology annotation, cellular component: transcription factor TFIIE complex. Lineage: Eukaryota; Metazoa; Arthropoda; Insecta; Diptera; Diopsidae. The record is from RefSeq and is a predicted model, not a curated record. The transcript has 3 exons. The coding region runs from base 153 to 1427 and encodes 424 amino acids. Gene Ontology annotation, biological process: transcription open complex formation at RNA polymerase II promoter; transcription initiation at RNA polymerase II promoter.
CCGCACUAUUUUUUUGACUAAAACUAAUUGUGUAAAGAUUUGUUUUAAACGUUCGCAUAAAUGAUCUGUUGGAUUUUAUGGUGAAAACAAAUAGAAAGCCGAACAUUGAAAGUUUUGUUUUAAAUGCGUAUAUAUAAUAAUAUAUAAACAAAAUGACAACACCGGAGAUAAAAUAUGUGACGGAGGUGCCAAACAGUUUAAAACAAUUAGCACGGCUCGUUGCUCGACGAUUCUAUUCAAUAGAUGAUUCACUUAUAAUUGAUAUGUUAGUUCGAAAUGUUUGUAUGAAGGAAGACGAUUUAGUCGAGUUAUUACGUUUUGAUAAAAAGCAAUUACGUUCUCGAAUACUUAUCUUGCGAAAUGACAAGUUCAUACAAAUGCGUUUAAAGAUGGAAACCGGCCCAGAUGGAAAAGCUCAAAAAGUAAAUUAUUACUUCGUAAAUUAUAAAAGUUUUGUCAAUGUUGUAAAAUAUAAACUGGAUAUUAUGCGUAGACGUAUGGAAAAGGAGGAGCGUGACGCAACAAGUAGAGCUAAUUUCAAAUGCAUAACUUGCUAUAAAACUUUUACCGAUCUGGAAGCAGAUAAACUAUUUGACAUGGUAUCUCUAGAAUUUCGCUGCACACAUUGUGGGGACGCUGUAGAAGAGGACAGCUCAGCCAUGCUAAAAAUCGACUCAAAACUAAUGUUAGCAAGAUUUAACGAUCAACUAAAGCCAAUGUACGAAUUACUUCGAACAGUAGAGGGUAUAACAUUGGCUCCAGAAAUUCUGGAGCCAGAACCUGUGGAUAUAAAUAUAAUACGAGGUGUUAUGAAAUUUCAGCAAAUGGAUAUUCGGCAAUGGUCUGGUGAAGCUACUCGUAAUCAAGGGUUUUCUGUUGAAGAAAAAAUUUGUAUAAAUCUAAAAGAAGAGUGGGUUGAAACUACUUCUGAAAAAAAAUCUCGACCAAUUUGGAUGACAGAAAGUACAAUUGUACAGAAAAGUACAAAUGAUGAUUUGAUUAUUGCUGACGCAGUUAUAAAUGAUUCAUUACAACCACCGGUGCUUCAAACAACAAUAACAUCAAGUGAAAAAUCUUAUAACGGAAAUAAAAAAGAAGUAGAAGAUACUAUGGCUUUGUUACUUUUAUAUGAAAAACAGCGCGAUCAAAAAGAUCAAUUUUCGAAAGAUCUGAAAUUUGGCUCCCCAAAUCAUAAUUCACUUGAUUCCUUUGAUGAUGACAGAGACAUUGAAAACACAGAAAUCCCUGAUAUUGAACAAAACUUUAUUGAUUCUAAUUCCGAAGAUGAUGUGCCCAGUGUUUUAGCUGGUGGCAAAUCGUACCCAAUAGACAAAAUUAAUGAUGAGAUAAUUGCGCAUAUGACAGAGCAGGAAAAAGAACAUUACAUACACGUUUAUCAAGAACAAUUCAGCGAUAUAUAUUAUUAAGGAGUAAAUCUAUUAAUGCAUUUCAAAAGUAUCACGUUAUUUUUAUACGCUGAAGAUAUUACAUAGAUGUCUCUAUGAAUCGCAGCAUACAUUAUGGAAUAGCACUAUCGUAGGUAGGUGACUUAACAAAAAGCCACACUUAUAGGAUAAUAACAUAUCUUAAUUUAGAAUGCUAUUGAAAUAUUCUAUUUAUUACU